AUGCUCGGAAAGCUCAAAGGAAAAACCAUUUCAAGGCCUGCAUCGCCCAAGGCCGGGAGUGCGGCUGCCUCUACUGGUGCGAGAUUGAUAGGCGCUUCAAGGGCAUUAUAUAUCCCGGUCGUCGGCCGCGAGAUUCAGAAAUAUUUAGAUAAAGGGUAUCUAGUUAAUUUAAUUCCAUCUUCCAGGUUUAUGUCACUAAGAAGCAGCCCAAACGCUGGUAAAACAAGCUCGGAAAAUAGUAAAGGGGAACAAUCACCUUCGUCUCCCGUUCAUACCGGGGUACUACAAAAUAGGGUAGGUACGAGUGAUCCGACAGCAACUUCUACAAGUUCUGAGGAGCCAUACAACGGCUUGAGCCCAUGGGAGGAAGCGAUCCUCGGUGUUCCUGAAACUAAGGUUGGGUUUACUAAAAAGGAAGCUGAAACUCAAGGGCACAAGGAUUUUAUCGAUGGGUUGAUAACAGAGAUAGACAAAUACAACACAGAUAUUAACAACAGACGAUGGUUUCGGAUCAAUGAUAAAGGCGAAAAAAUCUUCUUCGUUGAGAAAGUGGUCUUUCAGCUGGAAAGAUACGCGCAGAUCGGGGAUGUGGCUAUCCAGCACAAUCCUGAUGUAGUGGCAUUAGUCUGGGCAGGCUUUCGGUUUCUUCUACAGAUCGGGUCAGCAUACACGAAGGAUAUGCAGACAGUAACGGAAGGUAUCGAACUCAUUGUCUGCAGCAUAUGCGAAUGUCAUAUCUUUGAAAGAUUGUACCUAAGGCCAAGGCUUGAUUUGGGAGCCGAGUUAAGGAAGUCACUUGUCAAGUUCUAUAUCUCAAUCCUGGACUUCUUGGUCUAUGGCAAGAGCUAUCUAUCAAGGGACACAACCGAUCGUGUAAUAGAAAGCUUCUCUUCGGAACUCAUGCCCUUGACCGAUAAAAUGCGGAAGGCGUUAGCAGAGGUAAAAAGUAAGGUGGAUGUCGUUCGUACAGAAUGGGAAGCAAAGUGGCAUGAUGAUAUUUCGCAAAAGCUGGUGCAAAUUAGGCAGGCGCUGUUGGCCAUUGAGAAACCUCUCGGUGAUAUUGAGCUUAAGCACUGGGUGGAGAAGCUUUACGAUGAAGUUCAAGGUAGAAAACGACUUGAGAUAUUACAAUGGCUGUCCGAUGUCCCCUUCAGAGAUCACCACACAUUCAACAGUCAGCGUCGUCAAGAGGAUACUGGCCAAUGGCUCCUCAAGAACAAGAGUUUCUUAGAGUGGAGAAACUCGAAUCAGUCAUCAAUACUUUGGAUGAGAGGGGAUGCCGGUUCAGGAAAAACACUUUUGGCAUCAUUCAUUAUCGAUGAGUUCCAGGCCAUAACAAGAAGCAGCAACGAACACAUAAUGGCUUACUUCUACUGCGACUACAAAGAGCCAGCGAGGAGUGAUCGAGAAUCGAUCCUCAGGGCUAUUGUAAAACAGCUUUGCCUCAAGGGACCAACCACCGAUCAUAUACCAAACCUGGUAGCAGAAAUGUACAGCAUACGUGAGGAGGAUGGAUUUUCAUCCGGGAAACUCAGGGUAUCUGAAAGUACAGAGCUUAUUGUUAAAUUGGCGGGAAUGUACAGUGAUGUGACAAUCAUUAUGGAUGGAAUAGAUGAAUGCGAUCGGAAGACUAGAGCAGAACUAUUUUCCGCAAUAAACGAGAUGAGCAAGGCUGACUCCAAGGUGAAGAUUAUCUUGACGGGCCGUUACGAUAACGAUAUAGAAAGGAUGUUCUCUACUGCCCACAAGCACUACCUCACGGCAAAGGACAACACAGAAGACAUCAUAAAAUACGUUGAGACGCAGAUGGAAAAGCGAUGCGACCCCACUCGCGGGGACACGGUGCAGUUGAUCUUGAAUGGCGUAGUCCCUGCAGAUCUAAAACAAGAGAUCAUCGAUACUCUUUGCGAAAAGAGUAACGGCAUGUUUAUGUGGGUUCAUUUACAGUUAUUGGCCUUGUGCGAAGAGAACACUCCCGGUGAUAUACGGCAGGCUUUGAAGGAAUUGCCAAAAGACCUCAACGCAACAUACGACCAAAUUCUUAAAAGAAUCGCCGAGAAAGGACCUCGAUCUGAAAGGGUAGCCAACUUUGUUCUCCGAUGGCUCGUUUACGCGCAAUCAGUGUGCUCCACACAGACUGUAAUACAGGCGCUCGCAAUACGACCCGGUUCCAGUGAGCUGGACGAAAAUCUCUUGUGGUGGGAAGUCGGCUACAUCUUGGGUGCUUGCCAAAGCCUCGUGGUGCAUGACGAUGUGCUUGAUAAUUUCCAAUUCGCUCACUUUUCAGUAAAGGAGUAUCUCCAGCGGCACCCUCGGUUUGCAGAUGUGGAGACGUCUCAGACGCUGAUUGCCGAGGUUUGCCUUACGGCACAUGUGCAGCACUCUACAGAGGGUGGAGAGGAAGGAAAGGUUAAGGAACUACUUUGGUAUUCCAGCCAGCACUGGCCAGCUCAUGCCCGGUUAUCCGGUCCUGCCGGUUUCGAAAAACUACGGCCGCUCUGGAUAGAUUUCUUUGAAUCUUUGCCAGUCUACAAUUAUUGGAUACGGAUAGCCGCGCAGGUCGAAAGGUCGACAGCCCUUGAGGGUUUCGGUUCUGACGACUUCGUCACUCCAUUGUGGGCGAUGUGUUCUUACGAGCUCUUACCGAUCGCAAAAUAUCUGCUACAGCGCGGGGACAACCCAAAUAGUAAAAGCUCAUCCGGAACCACACCAUUAAACUAUGCCGCCAUGGAAAACAAUUACCACGUGGCGAGAAUGUUGAUGGAAAAUGAAAAUGUGGACAUAAACGAAGGAGACUGGUUGGACGGUUCUCCACUCAUGAACGCCACGAUCAAGGGCUCAAUCGAGGUCGUAGAGAUGCUUUUGGAGAGGAAGGACCUUCGUGUCAAUGAUACCAGCAGGUAUGGCGAGCCCGCGCUCACCUAUGCCAUCCAGGAGAAUCAGCUCGGGGUCUUGCGGCUACUCCUAAAAAGAGAGGAUCUGUUGGUCAAUGGGAGCGUGGGAGAAUGGAGUAAGCGGACACCGUUGGGGCGAGCUGUGGUCGGGGAGAAUGUUCAAGCCGUGAGACUAUUGCUGGGGCGGCAGGAUCUUGUUAUGUUUAGUGAGCUUGAUAACGACAACCAUACACCGCUCACCUGGGCUCAAAGUAGGGGUUAUUCGGAGAUUGCGCUACUCUUAUCGCGCAGAUUUGGGGUAGAGUCAGGGCCGAAUGCGCCCCCAACCGUCCCGGGUACUCCGCCUGGCGCGCCCUGUGCCGAGACCGAGGACAAGGAUAGGACAGACUGGGACUAG
Molecule: messenger RNA, 3291 nt
Organism: Morchella importuna
Lineage: Eukaryota; Fungi; Ascomycota; Pezizomycetes; Pezizales; Morchellaceae
Exons: 11
Coding region: 1-3291 (1096 amino acids)
Molecular function (GO): protein binding
Source: RefSeq, a predicted model, not a curated record